Molecule: messenger RNA, 6969 nt
Organism: Pogoniulus pusillus (Red-fronted tinkerbird)
Lineage: Eukaryota; Metazoa; Chordata; Aves; Piciformes; Lybiidae
Gene: IL1RAPL1
Product: interleukin 1 receptor accessory protein like 1
Exons: 11
Coding region: 999-3089 (696 amino acids)
Biological process (GO): negative regulation of exocytosis; signal transduction
Source: RefSeq, a predicted model, not a curated record
ACCACCUCGACCAACCCUCCUCCAAAACUGGCGCUGGAGAAGCGGGUGUGGGUGCGCGGUCGGGCGAGCGCCGAGGUGUCCAUCGGGUGGCAGCAGCGGCACCUUCUUGCCGGCUGGCGGCCCGGCGGAGGACGCGUUCAGCCGAACGAGCCCGUCUCGUAGAAACACAGGAAUCAUUUAUGCACUGCAGUUUCUCUCGCCUCUCUCCCUCUACUCCCUGUCUUCCUCUGCUCCUUAGGAUAUUUUGGGUGGAUUGUGGUUAUCAAUCAAGACUUCCUCUUCUUUGCUGAGCACUUGUCAUUUUCACCAGGAUUAGUAUUGUUUGGGGCAAGCGGACAACCGAUUCUUUCUUUUUUUUCCAUUCUUCUUUUCCCUUUGGAGAUUUUUCCCCCCAACGCCUCCCCCUCCACCUCCUCUUUCUUUUUCUAUUAUUUUUUUUCGGCUCUGCGGAAAGGGUGCUAGGACCCGGCAAGCACCCUUCCCCCUCGCCCCGCAGCGCUUUCCCCACAGCCGCCCAGCAUCAGGAAACCCCGCUGGACCGCCGCUCCCCGGGUACCAGUGCGCGACAGCCCGGACCCGGCCUUCGGCGGCGGCGCGCUGGGCGCAGAGCUGGGCGCGGAGCUGCCCGCGGGCGGCGCGGGGGGCCCCAAGGCCGGCCGCCUCCUCAUCCCCCCCCCACUCCUCGCCGCACCUGGAUGGUUCCUGCCGCCGGCUACGCGGGCACUUUCUGAACUAGGAAGGAAGGGGCGACUCAGGGAGGUGGGAGGGGGGGCCGCCGAAGUCUGUAUGGAAUUACCUGCGCCCGCGGCGGAGCUGGCAGCGGUGGAUGGAUGGGCGACGCGUCCGCGGCACUCGCGGCCAGCUCAGCCCCAGGAGUAAACACGGGGCUUCUCCGGCCGAGUGCGCAGUGUGGUGACCGGCACUCGCCUCGCUGACUGAUCGCACCGGAGGGAUAUUUCGGGAGCCUCCUGUGGGAAGCAGCCACGGACAGACAGAAGAUGAAAGCUCCUAUUCCCAACUUGAUUCUCUUGUAUGCUACUCUAACUCAGAGCCUGAAGGUUGUGACCAAAAGGGGAUCAGCUGAUGGAUGCACUGACUGGUCUGUGGAUUACAAGAAAUAUCAAGUUCUAGUGGGAGAACCUGUUCGUAUAAAAUGUGCACUCUUUUAUGGAUAUAUCAGAGCUAAUUACUCACUAGCCCAAAGUGCUGGACUUAGUUUGAUGUGGUACAAAAGCUCUGGACCUGGAGAUUUUGAAGAACCUAUAGCUUUUGACGGGACUAGAAUGAGCAAAGAAGAAGACUCCAUUUGGUUCCGACCAACGGUGGUACAAGACAGCGGGCUCUAUGCAUGUGUCAUAAGAAACUCAACUUACUGUAUGAAAGUGUCCAUUUCGCUGACGGUGGGUGAAAAUGACAGUGGACUCUGCUACAAUUCAAAGAUGAAAUAUUUUGAGAAAGCUGAACUUAGUAAAAGCAAGGAAAUCUCAUGUCCUGAAAUUGAGGAUUUUUUAUUUCCAUUUAGGGACCCUGAAAUUCUGUGGUAUAAGGAAUGCAAGUCAAAGACGUGGAGACCAAGUAUUGUGUUUAAAAAGGACACUCUUGUCAUUCGGGAAGUUAGAGAGGAUGACAUUGGAAAUUACACUUGUGAGUUAAAAUAUGGAUUCUUUGUUGUCAGAAGAACCACGGAAUUAACAGUUACAGCACCACUAACAGAUAAACCACCAAAGCUUUUACACCCCUUGGAGAGUAAGCUAACAAUUCAGGAGACCCAGUUAGGUGGUUCAGCUAAUCUAACCUGCCGAGCCUUCUUCGGCUAUAGCGGAGAUGUCAGUCCUUUAAUCUACUGGAUGAAAGGGGAGAAGUUUAUUGAAGAUCUGGAUGACAGUCGAGUUUGGGAAAGUGACAUCAGGGUUCUCAAGGAACAUCUCGGGGAACAGGAGGUUUCCAUCUCAUUGAUUCUUGACUCUGUGGAAGAGGCAGACCUCGGGAAUUACUCUUGCUACGUUGAGAAUGGAAACGGACGCCGACAUGCCAGUAUUCUCCUACAUAAAAGGGAGCUGAUGUACACAGUUGAGCUUGCUGGUGGGCUUGGUGCUAUUCUGCUGCUGCUUGUUUGUUUAGUGACUCUCUACAAGUGUUACAAGAUAGAGAUCAUGCUCUUCUACAGGAAUCAUUUUGGAGCUGAAGAACUAGAUGGAGACAACAAAGACUACGAUGCAUAUCUAUCUUAUACCAAAGUGGAUCCUGACCAGUGGAAUCAAGAAACUGGAGAAGAAGAGAGAUUUGCUCUUGAGAUCCUACCAGAUAUGCUUGAAAAGCAUUAUGGAUACAAACUGUUCAUACCAGACAGAGAUUUGAUUCCUACAGGAACCUACAUUGAAGAUGUGGCAAGAUGUGUAGACCAAAGCAAGCGACUCAUCAUCGUCAUGACUCCAAAUUACGUGGUAAGAAGAGGCUGGAGCAUCUUUGAACUGGAAACGAGGCUUCGAAACAUGUUAGUCACAGGAGAAAUCAAAGUGAUACUAAUUGAAUGCAGUGAACUACGAGGAGUUAUGAACUACCAGGAGGUGGAGGCCUUGAAACAUACCAUCAAGCUCCUCACCGUCAUUAAAUGGCACGGACCAAAAUGUAACAAGUUAAAUUCCAAGUUCUGGAAACGUUUACAGUACGAAAUGCCUUUUAAGAGGAUUGAACCCAUCACACAUGAGCAGGUUUUAGAUGUCAGUGAGCAGGGGCCCUUCGGGGAACUGCAGACAGUCUCGGCAAUUUCCAUGGCUGCUGCCACCUCCACUGCUCUUGCCACUGCCCAUCCAGACCUGCGCUCCACCUUUCAUAACACAUAUCAUUCACAGAUGCGCCAGAAACACUAUUAUAGAAGCUAUGAAUACGAUGUACCUCCAACCGGCACCCUGCCGCUUACCUCAAUAGGUAACCAGCAUACCUACUGCAACAUCCCUAUGACACUUAUAAACGGCCAGCGGCCACAGACAAAAACUAACAGGGAGCAGAACCCAGAAGAGGCUCACACAAACAGUGCCAUACUCCCCCUCUUGCCACGGGAGACCAGUAUAUCGAGUGUCAUUUGGUGACUGAAACGCAAGGGGCCGUCCACUCCCUUGAGUAGGAGCUGAGUCUGCAGUCCGGUGCCUGGAACUACAUCCUCGACUGCUGCUGUUAAACAUGCAUUACAAUCGAUCACACACACGAGGAAAAACAGGGUCUUGUACAUAUGGUUUUUGCAAUUUCUUUGUAGCAUCAGUCUUCCUGUUUUACUCAUGUCUCUUCCCAUUCACAUUUUCGACUUUGUUUUAUAUGUCAUUGGAGUUUGUAUAUUUACAUUUUUUUAAAUGAAGAGACUGCUGUAUAGAUAGGAAACCUUUUGGCUUCAUUAGUAUAGUUUUAGACCUUUUUUGUUUGUUUGUUUGUUUGUUUGUUUGUUUGUUUUUAACCUCUCUUGGGAAUGCUUGGACAAAGCUAUGUUGAUAUCAGAAGCACUAUCCAUUUUGUCGGCCUGCCUAGCCUGAUUCCUGAAGGCCAUGCCUGCUGCAGUUCACCUCUCUUUGGAGAAUAUUUGUUCUUAGAAGGACCCCAUCCCUCACUGAAAGCUCCAGUUUCAUUUCUAUUCCCAUAAUGUGCACUGCUCCUCUCCUGCCUUUACAAGUGACCUCCAUUCGGGGUAACACUACAGUCUGACCAUCUAACAUGUAACUUGGUAGAUACCUGUCAAACAACAGAAUAUACUCAAUCUGUAUCGGUUGCUUCACAGUAGUCACUACAGAGUGUAUAGAAACUAGAGAUGCUUUGAUUUUUUGCUUUCGUGGGUUUGGUUUGGUUGGUGGUUUUGGGGUUGGGUUUUUUUGGUUGGUUGGUUGGUUGGUUUUAUUUUGGUUUAAUUAUUAUUUGAAGACUAAGUCGGUUGUAUCCCUUUUAUAAAUACAAGAGCAAACUCUAUUUUUAACAGCUCCUGGGGGGAAAAAAGCAUCCAUGUGGUCGUGGAAUUGAUUUUAAAUACAUUUAACCUUUUUUUUUUAUUAAUAUUAUUAUUUUUCCCCCUUUCAAAGUCCCUCAAAUAAGACCAUUUGCAAUUGUCAGGCAAGUGAAACAAGCGAGGCAAUAGGCGCUGAAGUGCAGAGAGUCCUGCUGAUCCUUACAGCAAUGACUUCCAAACCAAAGGGGAAUACAGAGACAGUAUUGUAGAUGGUUUAUUACUUUGUAUUAUAGAAAAUGUUAUUUUCUAAAAAAAAAAGGAAAAGCAAAAAGAAAAAGGGAAAAAAAAGUCAAAGUAAAACCUUAUUUUGCUUUGGGUUACAGAGACCCUUUGUAUUUUACUGUUCCAAAACCUGUAUCUGCUUUAAAAUGAUAUAUUCAGGAUUAAGAAAUCUUUUUUUUUUUUAACAUUUGGUUUUAGCAUGUAAUUAUAAGUAAAAUUUUAUGAAUUUCAACAUGAUUUCAGUAAGAUCUCAGGCAAAAAAAAAAUAAGAGAGAGACAAGACAUGAAUACCAACACUGUUUUCAGAAUAAACUUUAUUUACACAAAAUUAAUAUUUAAAUCAGACCUGGAAGUAUAAAAACCAAUUUAUUCACUUUGAUGAAUAAAUAAAUUAGUAUUUAUUUUUUAUGUAUGAUUCUAUCUCUAAGGAGUUUCAACUAAUGUGUGUAUCGUGGCUACCAGGGAAGAAAAAAGGAAACCCUACUACGUUUACAUCUAGACAAAUGAAACAGGCAUCAUAUCUAUGUUCUAAAGAAUGGAAAAGGUCCUUCUGGUUUUAGAAAGAGAAAUGAGCUGUGCUGUAGCUCUGCAACAUAUCCAGGCCAAGCUCUCUGCUAGUUUCUGCUAGCAGAGAGCAGAGGAACUGAUGUAAAGUUACUAACUGCAGCACUGGCAUAUAGUCCUGGUUGUGAUUGCCCUAGCAGAAAGGUAGCUGCUACCCUGGUAGACAGACCUUGUAGGCUAUUUAGGUAAUUCAUUAGCUUUAGGGAAUUGUAUGGUAGCUAAAUGAUGUUGGCCGACACAAUGGAACUGUGGGGUUUGUUCAUCCUGCUUGUCACAAUGAAACAACAAAAGUACAGCUUAUGAUAUUUUGAUCUUCUUAAUGAGAAGUGAUGAGUAGAGAGCAGGUAAGCUGCAGUUUGGAGGAUGUUUGUGAGAGUAAUCCAGAGCUGACAUUGUGGGUGGAAAUGACUAUGUUCAUGAUGUGAAAGUCGAGAAAUGUCGGUAUCUGCACAAUACGCUGGUGGAGCUCGGUAGCUACACAACGAGCUGAUGGGAUGGGCACUGAUUUUUAUUUGCUUAAAAAUUGCUUAUUUCUCUGACAGUUUGCUCAAGUUCUUUUCUACACUCUGUUCCUUAUUACGGUGUCUCCCUCUGGACAAGUGCCAAACAUCUGCAAAACGGAAAUGGAGCUGCCAGGCCAGAUAAAAUGUUAAGAGCUUUGCACAUUUGGUUAUUUUCAUAGCAUAAGGAAGCAGUUAUUUAUUUGUUUGUAGAGACACCUGUCAGGCACUAAAGGCAUUUCCUUCAUUCAACCGGAUGCCAAAUACCCAAGGAUCCUCUGAAAGCAAUGCAUUGUUUUUACCCCUUUCUCCCCCGCCUUUACGUUCCCCGUGGUAAAGACUGGGAUGUGGAGUAAGUGUAGGAUGUAACUCUCUGACCACAGUCACAUUUAGCUGAUCAGUAGAUGUUCCCUUAGCCACACGGGGAGUCAUUUUCUGUUGUUCUAUUUUUAGUGUAGAUUUAAAGCACUUUGAAUAGCAUGAUUCAGGGAUUGAUGGAUACUAUUUGAUAUUCAUACUACUUAAAAACAAAACCAAUUUUCUUAGAAUGUUUUGUCAUAAUAUUAAACAAAAGAAAAAGUAAAAAAAAAAAAACACAAAACAAUUGAAAAAAAAAAGGAAACAAAUCACAGAACAGUACCUGAAAUAAACAGAGAAGCUGUCUGUGGCUUUAGAAACAUUCCUCCUUAGUAUUCCUCCUCGACGAACAGCUCUGUGUGGGGAAGAGUGAAGGAAACUGUUGCGUCUUCACAUGGUCUAUGUUUGACAGAAGUUCUGUUGGAACACAAAAUAAAAUGGAAAAGAAAAAAAAAAUUGAACUUGUCCUUGCCCUAGUGCUUAGGUUUCAUCCUCUUUCUUUUGUUUGCUUUGCUUUGCUUUUGGCAAAGGGGUUCCAGUUUUUGACGACACAGCGGGAACUGUGCAUGCAAUAGCCACACAUAAGGUUUAGCCAUAAGCAAACAGCACUUUAAAAACUGCAGAGUGGGAUGAUCAGACAAACUUAUUCUGACCAGUCACUAACUUACUGCCUGUAUGUGGAUUCUAUGCACGUGAAUUACCCAAGUGUGGUGCUUUGUUUCUAUAAGGCUCUCUCUAAUCAGGGCAGUCCUAUAAAGCUAAAGGACUCCGUUGCACAACCUGUGGAAAUUCAGUAUAUAGGUUAUUUGGACAGUACAUAUGAGCUGCACAGAUGUGAAGGACUCUGUACAGUACUCAGCUAAUAAUUGUGAAGACAAAGUGCAGUAUUCAGCUAAAUAAUUGUGAAGACAAAGUUCAUUUCUGGGUCCGAUUCUGUUCUCAGUUGCAGCGGUACGAUUUGAGAGUAAAUCUAAUAAAGGUGAAUGAGUGCAAGAUUGAUGUGUGUGGGAGAAGAAAAUUGGAAAAGCAAAGAGGAAAGGAAUUCAUAUUUGCAGUCUAUGACGAGCUGAAAUCUUGGCUGUAAGGAGAGCAGCAGUGAAAUGUCUCCUGCAUUUUAGUAGGGCUACAGUUUUCACCUGGCAGCCGACAUCAAACGUUUCCAAUACGAUCUGGUCCAGAGCUAAAUAACUGUUAGGCUUAGAUGCAGACUAGGAGUUUCCUAUUACUACACAGCUGGGAAAAGCAUGUGUGUGUUGCAUAAUGGGUGAUAAUCAACUUCAAAAUAAUUGGAAAGCUUGUUAUACCCGCCUGAUUAAAAUUCACUAAGUUUUCCUUGGA